This is a messenger RNA of Hylaeus volcanicus, 3675 nucleotides long. RefSeq lists its product as uncharacterized. NCBI's taxonomy places the organism in Eukaryota, Metazoa, Arthropoda, Insecta, Hymenoptera, Colletidae. The record is from RefSeq and is a predicted model, not a curated record. Gene Ontology annotation, molecular function: iron ion binding; monooxygenase activity; heme binding. Bases 234 to 3308 code for a protein of 1024 amino acids. The transcript is spliced from 26 exons.
UUGUACUUAAAUGACGAUUUCAGUACGCUAUGAGAUGUUGUGAAAGCAAGCACACUCUUGUCCAUCGAGUGGAAUGUGUAAACUGAUUACGCGAGACUGAGUGUACAGCGGUUUUAAUUCAGCUUUGUCGCGCUUUCGGAGGGCUUGGACGUUUAAUAGGCACAUCCGAGCGCAAUCGAAGAACGUGUCGAAGAAACCUACCGAAAGUCGAUCUGUAAUUAAAUUUCGCAAAAAUGGUCACGGAGAUAUUAUUGACGGUAGUUUUGGGAUUGUUUUUAUUCUUCUACGCUUUUCAAUAUGGAAAUCGGGGAAGGAAGCUAAAUUUGAUACCAGGUCCUCCAAUAACGCCAUUAGUUGGAAACGUGUUCAUCAUCAUCGUUUCACCAAGAGAGCUUUGGAAACUUAUGCGACGGUACGCCGCCGAGUAUUAUCCAAUUUACAGACUUUGGACUUUCACGAUGCCGUACGUCAAUAUUUUUCAUCCGAACGACAUGGAGACUAUUCUCGGUAAUUCCAAGUCCAUUCAGAAGAGCAUUGUUUACAAUUUGAUGACGUCUUGGUUCGGCACCGGGCUCCUCACCAGCUCAGGUCGCAAGUGGCAUAUGCGCAGAAAGAUAUUGACGAACGCUUUUCAUUUCAACGUAUUGCAACAAUUCGCCGAUGUUUUCAUCGAGGAAUCGGAGCGUCUGACCAAAUCCUUGAAAGACGAAGGUGGGCCAGUCGUCAAGGACUUGACGCUUUUCUACAGCGAGCAUACUUUGAACGUUAUAUGCGAAACCGCGAUGGGGACCUCGUUGGAGGAUAAAGGGCCGUUUCAACUCGAGUAUCGAAAAGCUGUCUACGAUAUGGGAAAAGUUAUAACAUACAGAUUAGUAAGACCAUGGUUACUCCUAAAUUUUGUCUUUAACUUGGUUCCCCGAGGAUGGGAGCAGACUAGGUUACUCAAAAUAUUACACGGCUUCACCGAGAAGAUCAUCGAAGAAAGGAAGGAUUAUCAUAAUAAGACAAAUGGCCGAUAUCUAGUCGGGUUUACCGAGGAUCGAAGAACAGCGGAAAAUGUCGACGAUGACGGAAUUCGCAAAAGAAGGCUCGCCAUGCUGGAUCUUCUGAUAGCAGCUCACAGAAAUAACGAGAUAGACAACGAGGGCAUCAGAGAGGAAGUUGAUACUUUUAUGUUUAGGGGACACGAUACCACGGCGGUGUGCCUUUGCUAUACCACCAUGCUUCUGGCUGAGCACAAAGAGAUACAGGAUCGAGCCAGGACCGAAGUAAACGCAGCUAUAGAAGAAUCCGAUGGGAAAGUCACCAUCUCCACUCUACAAAAUGUGCCAUAUCUCGAGAGGUGUAUCAAGGAAUCUCUGCGACUUUAUCCAAGCGUGCCAUUUAUAUCGCGUAAACCUGAAAUGGACAUGAUACUAAGUAAUUACGACGUACCUGCCGAUACGGUGGUCCAUAUGCACAUACUGGACACCCACAGGGACCCACGGUUCUGGCCUAAUCCGGACGUCUUCGACCCUGACAGAUUUCUACCCGAGAACGUAAAGGGACGCCACCCUUACUCUUACAUACCCUUCAGUGCUGGACCGCGGAAUUGCAUCGGCCAGCGAUUCGCCAUGUUGGAGCUGAAAGCAACGCUGUUAUAUUUACUACGCGAUUUCUACUUCGAGCCUGUCGAUCUUCUAAAAGAUACACGUAUAGCCACCGACUUAGUCCUACGUGCUAUGCAUCCCCUUCGAACGAGAUUCGUCCCCAUCGAGACGACGACGACUUUUGCAAAAAUGUUAACCGGGAUAUUGUUAUUAAUCGUUUCGGUGCUGCUACUGCAGUAUUUUGUUAUAUAUAAUAGCAAAUUUGCGAGGAUAAUCAACGAGAUACCAGGCCCUCGAAUAAUGCCGAUAUUUGGGAAUCUGCUCAAGUACUCCGUUUCGCCGGCGGAACUUUGGAAUCUUAUGCGAAGGCUGGGUAACGAAUACUAUCCAAUUUAUAGAAUAUGGACUAUCACAGCGCCGAUGGUGUACAUUCGUCAUCCGGAUGAUAUGGAGGUGAUUCUUGGAAAUCCCAAAUCCAACCAGAAAAGCGAUGUGUACGAUCUUCUGUUGCCCUGGUUCAACACCGGACUCCUAACCAGUUCAGGUCCCAAGUGGCAAGCACGCAGGAAGAUAUUGACGCCAGCCUUUCAUUUCACCGUGUUGCAACAAUUCUCCGAAGUUUUCAUGGAGGAAACGGAGCGUUUGAUCAGCAGCUUGAAGGCGGAAGGUGGUCCGGUCGUCAAAGAUCUGAUGCAUUUUUACAGCGAGCGCACUUUGAACAUGAUAUGCGAAACUGCGAUGGGGGUUUCGUUGAAAGACAAAGGGAAAUUCCAAUACAAGUAUCGAAAGGCUAUAUCCGAUUUUGGAGAUAUCACAGUGUACAGAUUCGUAAGACCAUGGCUGUACUCGGAGUUUCUGAUGAAAGUCCUUCCUCUAGGAUGGCGUCUAGCCAAAGUGCUCAAAAUAAUGCACAAUUUCACUAACGACAUCAUCGCGGAAAGGAAAGACUAUCAUAAUAAGACGAAUGGCCGAUAUCUAACCGGCUUCGACGACAAUUCAAGUAAAACGGGAACUGGAAACGACGAUGGAAUUCGUAAAAGAAGGCUCGCCAUGCUGGAUCUUCUGAUAGCCGCUCAUCGAGACAAUCAGAUAGACGACGCAGGUAUCAGAGAAGAAGUUGACACCUUCAUGUUCAGGGGUCACGAUACCACGGCGGUGUGUCUUUGUUUCACCACUAUGCUCCUAGCUCAGCACAAAGAGAUUCAGGAUCGAGCCAGGGAAGAAGCGGACGCGGUUAUGGCAGCAUGCGACGGCAAAGUCACGAUGUCCACCCUACAAGAUCUGCCGUACCUGGAGAGGUGCAUCAAGGAAUCCCUUCGACUUUAUCCAAGCGUGCCGUUUAUAUCGCGUCGACCUGAAAUGGACAUGAAAUUAGGCAAUCACUUUGUACCUGCCAAUACGGUGGUGAAUCUGCUCAUAACGGACACCCACAGGGAUCCCAGGUACUGGCCUAAUCCGGACACCUUCAAUCCCGAUAGAUUUUUACCCGAGAACUCGAAAGGCCGUCAUCCUUACUCUUAUCUACCUUUCAGCGCUGGACCGCGAAACUGCAUAGGUCAACGAUUCGCCAUGAUGGAAGUAAAGACAACGUUGCUGUACAUGUUGCAUAAUUUCUAUUUCGAGCCUGUCGAUCCCACCGAGAACAUUUCCAUGAACGUGGACGUGGUUCUGCGUCCCACGAACCCUAUCAGAACGAAAUUCAUCCCCAUCGAGCACUAGGGUUGAAGAGCGAAUGUCGACGAUGGCUUUCGUGGACGACGGGGUGUUGGAAACGUGUUGAUCUGCUCGUAAGCAGGAAACGCGAGACUUUGGAGUACAAAUAAAGUGGUUUUUAACGUUACAACGAUAGAAGGAUUCUUAACGACACUGGUAUUUUAUUUUUGUAACUUACGUUCAGUUUGUUAAGGAACGGUUCGAUAGGGACAGGCGUAAAAUAAAAUGUACGGAACGUUUAGUUGACGAUCACUUUUAAUAGUUGAAAUAGGAAAACAAUGUACAGAUACAGAAUUUACAUUCCUAGCCGACAAAAGUUGCUAGAUAAAAUGUUAAUCGUAAAAAAUGAAUUGAAAUAAAACGAUACACUUAA